AUAUAAAUUUGUAUUUACUAAUCUUUCGAAGUAUACAUUAGUUUUCUUUUUCAAGUAUCAAAGAUGAAAGCAGUUUCUCAAAAGAAAGAAAAAAAUGUGCCUAAAAUGCCAGUUUAUGUUACCAUAAUUGGAAUUCUUUUGGGUACAUUCUUAACAACGUUAGGAUUUUAUUUUUACAAACAAGAAAAUCAGGAUGAUAUCAUUAGAUAUCUAUACAUAAUUGCCGCGGCAGCUAAUGUCAAUUAUAUAUUAUUUUUACUUUCACUAUGGAGAGAAUUGUUUUCUUAUGGUUUAGCGUAUUUUCAUACCUUAAUCCUAACUUGUAUUAUUAUAACGUUCAGUGCCGAAGAUAAUAUUUUAAAAGACACGGAACUAAAACCUUUUUCUUAUUUAUCUCCAUACAAAGAUAAUAUACCAGCAUUUCUUUUAUCUCAAUUAGGCGUCUAUUAUUGCAGUGUAGCAAUUUUUUUAUUCAUAUUUUGUGUUUUGGUGUACUAUACUAGCAUUUUGGAUGAAGAAAGGUUUAUUUUUGUUCGUUCCGCUGCUUUUGUUUUCUUAAACCGUCUUAUUGUCUUUAUUUCCUCCUUCUUCAUUUUAUUUUUUUUCACCUCCAUUAUAUAUGCCACUACUAUUCAUUUUCCUUCUCAAAUACAAUUUAGUGAGUCUCUCAUUUUUAAAUAUGAGCCACUUGACGGCAAUACAUUAAAUCGAUUGGGAAAUCUUUGCUUAAUAUUAUUUAUUCCUAUGAUAGUAACUCUCAUCCGGCCAACUUCGCCUAUACGACAAAGUCUUUCCAAAAUUUGUCACGUAAUUCUUCCACUUACUACUGGUUGCAUUAUGGCGAUUUCAUCUUAUUCUCUUGUUGUUAACCAACAACCACUGUACAGUAAUCCAACAAUUCAUUUUUAUCCUUUAUUAAUUCAUUCAACGACGGGCUUCUUAUUUCUAAUCGCUUUUCUUGAAUUAUUAUUACCGAGAAGACCACGUAGUGUCCUAAAGAAUCAUUGGGUUCCAGUUGAGUUUCCUUAAAAGUUUCAAUACUAUAUAAAGACAUGGCAUAUGACACCAGUAGUGAACAAGUGGCUAUAUUGUUUUACUUCUCAUACGUAGUCCCUUUUUUAUUUAUGCUGAAACAGGAAAUAUGAACGAAACAUUUUCUAUUUCUAAUGUGUAUAAUCACCUUAACAAAGAUUAAAUGCUUUAUAAUUUUUUAUAUGCAAAAUUUUUCUAUGAAAAAAACGUUUAUUUUUUAAGUGUAUAGAUGAAAAAAAAAUUACGUUUUUUAAUUUUUUGUUUAACACUUUUUUUCAUUUAUUAAAAAAAAAUUUUUUA
This is a messenger RNA of Hylaeus volcanicus, 1332 nucleotides long. RefSeq lists its product as uncharacterized. Lineage: Eukaryota; Metazoa; Arthropoda; Insecta; Hymenoptera; Colletidae. Bases 64 to 1029 code for a protein of 321 amino acids. The transcript is spliced from 3 exons. The record is from RefSeq and is a predicted model, not a curated record.